Ochotona curzoniae (black-lipped pika) is the source of this 4827-nucleotide messenger RNA. It is a transcript of the gene HERC3, whose product is annotated as HECT and RLD domain containing E3 ubiquitin protein ligase 3. Bases 205 to 3357 code for a protein of 1050 amino acids. Lineage: Eukaryota; Metazoa; Chordata; Mammalia; Lagomorpha; Ochotonidae. Gene Ontology annotation, molecular function: ubiquitin-protein transferase activity. The record is from RefSeq and is a predicted model, not a curated record. The transcript has 26 exons.
GGCUCACGAGGAAACUUCCUUAUUAUUGUGACGCCGAAAACGGAGAAACCCCUUCCCGGGCCAGAGGAGCUGUGACUGGUGGAAUCCCCGGGCUGCUGUCCGGCUGCUGCGGAGAGCUGCAUGGUGAGCUGGGAUAGGUCUGGCUGCUCCUUCAGAGUCCUGUGUGUGAUUGGUGGCUACAUGACUGUCUGAAGGAGAAGAACAAUGUUAUGCUGGGGGUAUUGGUCUCUGGGCCAGCCAGGAAUCAGCACCAACCUGCAAGGAAUUGUGGCCGAGCCACAGGUGUGCGGAUUCAUAGCUGACAGAAGUGUCAAGGAAGUGGCUUGUGGAGGAAACCACUCCGUGUUCCUGCUGGAGGAUGGCGAGGUUUACACGUGCGGCUUGAACACCAAGGGACAGCUGGGCCAUGAGAGGGAAGGGAACAAGCCAGAACAAAUUGGAGCUUUAGCAGAUCAGCACAUUGUGCAUGUGGCAUGUGGCGAGUCCCACAGCUUGGCCCUCAGUGACCGCGGCCAGCUGUUUUCUUGGGGUGCAGGGAGCGAUGGGCAGCUGGGACUCAUGACGACUGAGGAUUCUGUGGCAGUGCCAAGGUUAAUACAGAAGCUGAACCAACAGACCAUAUUACAAGUUUCCUGUGGCAACUGGCAUUGCUUGGCUCUUGCAGCUGAUGGCCAGUUUUUCACAUGGGGAAAGAAUAGCCAUGGACAGCUGGGCUUAGGAAAGGAGUUCCCCUCCCAGACCAGCCCGCAGAGGGUGAGGUCCUUGGAGGGCAUCCCGCUGGCUCAAGUGGCUGCAGGAGGGGCUCACAGCUUUGCCCUGUCUCUCUCAGGAGCCGUUUUUGGCUGGGGGAUGAAUAAUGCAGGGCAGCUGGGGCUCAGUGAUGAAAAAGAUCGAGAGUCUCCAUGCCAUGUGAAACUCUUACGCACGCAGAAAGUGGUCUAUAUUAGUUGUGGAGAAGAACACACGGCAGUGCUCACAAAGAGUGGAGGUGUGUUUACCUUUGGCGCUGGUUCCUGUGGGCAGCUUGGACAUGACUCCAUGAAUGAUGAGGUUAAUCCAAGAAGAGUUCUAGAACUUAUGGGCAGUGAAGUAACUCAGAUUGCUUGUGGCAGGCAGCACACUCUCGCCUUUGUGCCUUCUUCUGGACUCAUCUAUGCAUUUGGUUGUGGAUCUCGAGGUCAGCUGGGAACUGGACACACUUGUAACGUUAAAUGCCCAUCUCCCGUGAAGGGUUACUGGGCUGCCCACAGUGGCCAACUGUCAGCCCGAGCAGAUCGCUUUAAAUAUCAUAUUGUUAAGCAGAUCUUCUCUGGAGGAGACCAGACUUUUGUUCUUUGCUCCAAGUAUGAGAAUUCUUCUCCUGCUGUUGACUUCCGGACUGUGAACCAAGCGCAUUAUACCAGUUUAAUAAACGAUGAAACCUUAGCAAUUUGGAGACAGAAGCUGUCAGAACACAACAAUGCAAAUACUAUCAAUGGUGUUGUUCAGAUAUUAUCUUCUGCAGCCUGUUGGAAUGGAAGUUUUCUGGAAAAAAAAAUUGAUGAACAUUUUAAAACAAGUCCCAAAGUCCCUGGGAUUGACCUGAACUCAACCAGGGUGUUAUUUGAGAAGUUAAUGAACUCUCAGCACUCCAUGAUCCUUGAACAGAUCUUGAAUAGCUUUGAAAGUUGUCUGAUUCCACAGUUGUCCAGUUCGCCUCCAGAUGUUGAAGCAAUGCGAAUCUAUUUAAUACUGCCUGAGUUUCCUCUGCUCCAGGACUCUAAGUAUUAUAUAACCUUGACUAUCCCCUUGGCAAUGGCUAUUCUCCGGCUGGACACCAACCCCAGCAAAGUUUUAGAUAACUGGUGGUCUCAAGUGUGCCCAAAAUACUUCACGAAGCUGGUUAACCUCUAUAAAGGUGCAGUCCUGUAUCUGCUCAGGGGAAGAAAGACGUUCUUAAUUCCGGUACUGUUUAACAAUUACGUUACUGCAGCUCUCAAGCUGCUGGAGAAGUUAUAUAAGGUGAAUCUUAAAGUGAAACAUGUGGAAUAUGAUACCUUUUACAUUCCUGAGAUUUCCAGCCUUGUGGACAUUCAGGAAGACUACCUCAUGUGGUUCUUGCAUCAAGCAGGGAUGAAGGCCAGACCAUCUAUAAUCCAGGAUGCUGUGACACUUUGUUCCUACCCUUUCAUCUUUGACGCCCAAGCCAAGACCAAAAUGUUACAGACUGAUGCUGAGCUACAAAUGCAGGUGGCGGUCAACGGGGCCAACCUGCAGAAUGUCUUCAUGCUGCUCACCCUGGAGCCUCUGCUGGCCAGAAGCCCCUUCCUGGUCCUUCACGUUCGCAGGAACAACCUUGUGGGAGAUGCCUUACGGGAACUGAGCAUCCAUUCUGACAUCGAUCUGAAGAAACCUCUCAAAGUGAUCUUUGAUGGUGAAGAGGCAGUGGAUGCAGGUGGUGUCACAAAGGAGUUCUUUCUGCUGUUGUUGAAAGAACUUUUGAAUCCCAUCUAUGGCAUGUUUACCUACUAUCAGGAUUCCAAUCUCUUGUGGUUUUCAGACACGUGUUUUGUAGAACACAACUGGUUUCACUUGAUUGGCAUAACCUGUGGACUCGCUAUCUACAAUUCCACUGUGGUUGACCUCCACUUUCCACUGGCCCUCUAUAAGAAGUUGCUGAACGUGCAGCCUGGUUUGGAAGACCUAAAGGAGCUGUCGCCCACCGAAGGAAGGAGUCUUCAAGAACUUUUAGAUUACCCCGGGGAAGAUGUUGAGGAGGCUUUCUGCCUCAACUUCACGAUCUGCCGAGAAAGCUAUGGGGUGAUUGAACAGAAGAAGUUGAUACCCGGUGGAGACAAGGUGACUGUGUGCAAGGAGAACAGGCAGGAAUUUGUGGAUGCCUAUGUGAAUUAUGUCUUCCAAAUCUCCAUCCAUGAGUGGUACACGGCCUUCUCUAGUGGCUUCCUGAAGGUGUGUGGUGGCAAAGUGCUUGAGCUCUUCCAGCCUUCCGAACUGAGGGCCAUGAUGGUGGGGAACAGCAACUACAACUGGGAGGAACUGGAAGCGACUGCCAUCUACAAAGGUGAAUUCUCAGCCGCACAUCCUACUGUGAAACUAUUUUGGGAAGCUUUCCAUGAGUUUCCAUUGGAAAAGAAGAAGAAGUUUCUCUUGUUCCUGACGGGCAGUGAUCGGAUUCCCAUCUAUGGCAUGGCCAGCCUGCAGAUCAUCAUCCAGUCCACAGCCAGUGGGGAAGACUACUUGCCUGUGGCCCACACGUGCUACAACCUGCUCGACCUCCCCAAGUACAGCAGCAAAGAGAUCCUGAGCGCGCGGCUGACGCAAGCCCUGGAAAACUACGAGGGGUUUAGUUUGGCCUGAGCCUCGCUGGCUUGUAGUGGACACCCCUUCCUCCCUCGGUGGCUUCAUUGAGGUCUAUACAGAAAAUCACGGGGGAGUGAUUUCUAUUUUUUUAUUGUCUAAGUCGGCUGGGGCUUGGGACUCUUGAACCUGUUGGAUGUGUUUGUGGGUAGCAAACAACCUUCUGGAGAAAUCAGGGGUUGGGAAUGUGGUGAAAAAAUUGCCUCUUGUAUGGGAAGCGUUUCUGUUAUUUUUGUUUUAAACCCGGUUACCCAGUAUCCCUUGCACUUGUGAAAACAUUGCUGUCUCUUGGAUAAAAUGCCCAUGGGUUUUUAGCCUUCCGUUUCCCGGGUGUGUCUGUCAGCCGUGACAUGCCCCCCCAGGCCGCCGCCUCCUCUCUCCGUUCCUGUCUGAGAAUGCCUUUAACUGGUCCGUCUUCCCCGUGCACGGUGCACGCGGGACAACUCCUUUCUCUGCAGCCUUCAGAACACCUUGGCCUGUUGCCACCUGCCUUGCCCCCAAGGAGGAAAGGUCCACUUCACCUACUUCCAAACCACCUCUGGUGGAGCUCGAGAAUCCACAGGGGGCUCUCAUGAACACAUAGAAGGAUCUGAAGGGAACAGCAGCCUUCCCCAGGCCCGGCCCAUUCCCCUGACCCGCAGCGGGGCCAGCGGUGUUGGCCUCGUCCCUGGGACUCUGUGCUGAAAUGAUAAGUCCCUCCCCCACUCCAUCCCCCGGUCUGUGAGCUCGCUUUGGAAGCAAGUUGGGUUCGUUCGUAAGAGUACCUGUAUUGUGCAAGACAAAGAGAAAUAAUACAUUUCUAGUCGCUGAAUCAUAUUGUGACUCUCCCAUGUACUUUUUCCUUUUUUUUUUCUCUGUCUUCCUUCUUCACUCACCUUCUCUGUUUCCUUCACUUCUUCCCUUUCCUUGUUACUUGAUGUUCCAUCCUCACCUUUCCUCCUCGUGGAUGCAUGCAAGCUUGUUUUUUUAUUAUUAUUUAAAUUGCAAAAUUUCUACUCAGAUUGGGUUUUUCCCCCCCUAAAUGCUAAGAUGUUAUUUUUGAUGGGAUUUUUGUUUAGCACAUUUGAGCUAUUUUGUUUACAGUAGAAUUGGGGGGCGUUGUGUUUCAAUUAAACAUAUGUAUCUCAAAAAACAAUCAUGUGCUUAAUGUUCCUCAUCCUGGGGUAAGAAAAUUCUAGAUGAUCUAAGAAUUCAUAUAAGCCUAGUUUUAAAUUGCUAGUACCUAGAGGAAAGACAUAUUUAUGUAAAAUGGAGUAUUUAUGAACCAUGACACAGCAUCAGAUCUCAACAAAGGAUUGUAGAUUUGCUUUUUCUUUUUUAAAAAGACCUAUUCCAAUUGCUACGUUGGUAGUUUUUCAGUCUUUAUAAAUAUAAGAUUAAAAAUAAAUAUACAGUUCUAUGAGAUGUUUAUUUUCUAUGUGUGUGCAUAUAGUUCAAUAUCAUGCAAUAAAUUCGGUGUUUCAACUUAAA